AUGGCCGCCAAUCUUAGGCUGACAUCACUUCGUAAUACUGUUGACAAUGACACUUCUUUCUUGGAAAGCCCUCUUAAAUGGACCUCACACCAUCUUGAGCAGAUGAAGUGUCGGUUCGAAGAUGUCGAAACUACUCCGGUCUGCACAGAAUCGACCGAAACCGACGAAAACGUCAAUCAUGGUCGGAAAACUCGCUCGAAGCCGAAAAGCAUUGCCGAAGAGUUGGCUACAUGUUUGGUGGCAAAAAAAAGGCUUGAGAUUCUUAUCAAUAUCUUGGUAGGCGAUGAGCCCUAUUUCCUCAAAGCGAGCAUAAUUGCAGGUCGCAAGGAGCAGUUACGGUAUCGCUUAGGGAAAAGUAGAGUCUACAACGAGAUUAAAACGAGGCUCUAUCGCGAGGAAAGAGUUCAGAUAACCCCCCGACACUGGUCUCAAGACCCAUAUUUUAUGUGUCACUUAUUGGCCCUUGCGCAGCGACAAGAGCGCAAGUUCAAUCCGUCGAAACCUACUACCUACACCUCGCGUCUUCUUGUGGACAACGCGUUGGAACGAGAAUACUUAUUUUGUUACGAGGCUGAAAUCACCACCGAGCUUUUGAACAAACUUAGGGGCCCCAAUAACGCAACGCGCGGUAUGGAAUGGCCUACAAUUCGUCGAAAAAGGCUCCUAUACAAGCCAUACAAUACCUUCUCUAGCCGUCUCAUUACCGAGCUUGUGGUUCCCACAAAUUUCGAUUUCUCGUCUCACAGUCCCUCGAAUCUACCAGCAGAUAGCAAGGGCGUCAUUAAUCACGAUAGAAAACGACCACACCAACAAGAAGACAUCGCACCGCAUAAAGCGAGGCGAAUUCGAAUAGAUGAACCAGUACGGAUUAACUGA
Molecule: messenger RNA, 876 nt
Organism: Penicillium soppii
Lineage: Eukaryota; Fungi; Ascomycota; Eurotiomycetes; Eurotiales; Aspergillaceae
Exons: 3
Coding region: 1-876 (291 amino acids)
Source: RefSeq, a predicted model, not a curated record